AUGGGUCCAACAGCUACGCCCAAGCCUGUCGUAACAUAUACGUAUACUACUCCAACCGUUACUUAUGCUGGAGGCUUCAAGUUCCCCUUUUCUAUUCCAAACUUCCAUGGUGCUGGUACAUACACGCUUAGCAUUGGUUCAGUAAUCACUGUCAACAUAGACGGCUCUUAUGGAUUUACAUCGGGUGGACUUCCUUCAGUUUCAGGCGGUGGAAGCAUAACAUUUGCGUUCCCAUUCACUAUUCCCAACUUUGCUGGACCUAGCUCCUACACAGUUAUUCCUGGUAACGUGGUUUCGGUUGGUUCGAAUGGUGCUUUCUCGUUCCUUACUAGAGGCAAUGGAAAUGUUGCUGGAACAGUCUUGUUGCCUGGCAUCUCACUGCCGACUAUUACUCUUGCAGGAGGUAUCACACUGCCAAGCUACAGUGGCCCUGGAAUCUAUACAUACUCGCCCGGCAAUGUUGUAUCUAUUGGUGUUGGUGGAGGUGUUACAUGGAUUCAAGGUGGACCUCAAACUACUUCAGGCGGUGGCUUCACUUUCCCUACUUUCUCGUUCCCAGUUAUUACCUUCCCCAGUAUCACCCUUCCAACUUUGAAUCUGGCUCCUUUGAACCUCGGUGGUGGCUUUACAGUCAAUGGUGGUCCUGGUAUUUACAUUUAUUCUCCUGGCAAUGUUGUGUCUAUUGGUUUGUUUGGUGGCGUUACAUGGAUUCAAGGCGGUCCUUCCACUGCUCCAGGUGGUGGCUUUACGUUCUCUACAAUUUCAUUCCCUUCGUUUGGCUUCCCAAGUGCAACAUCUGUACCAGCCGGUAUCACUUUUCCUAGCAUCACACUACCCACAUUGAAUCUGCCAACCAUUAGUUUGGGCAAUAACUUGAAGAUUUCGGCAUACACUGGUGCAGGUAUCUACACAGUUGCUCCAGGCGUUUCUAUUUCAGUAGGAGCAAAUGGUGUUCGCACGUAUCUUGGCAAUAGUGGACCAAGUGGAAGCACUGGCAGUAGUCUGACGCUUCUUGCGCUGGUCUUGCCAACCAUUACGCUUAGUGGUGGAAUUCCUGUUCCUAACUUUAGUGGUCCUGGUCUGUAUACUAUAUUUCCUGGUAAUGUCGUGUCGAUUGGUGCGUUUGGUGCAGUUACUUGGGUGCAAGGUGGUCCUCAAUCUCUCGCUGGUAGUGGCUUCACUAUUCCAGGAUUCACUUUCCCUACGGCAACAGCAUCUGCUACAGCAGUUCCUCCUGGCUCUACAGUGAUUGGUGAUGUCACGUUCAAGUUUCCCUUCAACAUUCCUGGAUUCUAUGGCCCAGGCAUCUACAUUUUGAGUAUUGGUAACGUUGUCCAAAUCAACAAUGACGGCACCUACGUCUUUAUCUCGGGUGGGCCUCCAGUGAGCUCGACGACUGCAUCUCCCAGCGUAAGUUUGAGUCAGCCUGUGGUAUAUCCAGUGACAUUCCCAUCUAUCGGUUUGCCUAUUGUCACCUUUCCUACUGUCAACGUUCCUGGUGGAUCUGCUAUCCCUGGAUUCACGGGCGGUGGUGUUUACUCAGUUGGAUUCAAUGUCGUUUCUGUUAAUACUGAUGGUGCUUAUACCUACCUCUCCGGUAAUGGCUUCCCAACAUUGACGCUGGCUGGUGGAGUGAAGGUUCUUCAAUACACUGGCCCUGGCAUCUACACCAUCUCUCCAGGUAACCAAAUUUCCAUUGAUGCUAGUGGUGGCGUUCGCUGGAUCUUGGGUGGACCUCAGUCUAUCAGUCUUCAACCAACAGUGGCUCCUCCAGUAACGUAUGCGACGGAAGUAUCUUUGCCAACUAUCACCUACCCCGGACUAGAUCUUCCUACUGGAGGUAGAAUUGCAACUUACUCAGGCCCUGGUCUCUAUACACUGAACGCUAAUACGGUUAUGUCUUUGGAUGCUAGUGGUUCCUACUCUUACACCCUUGGUAGCAGCUUCUUUGGCAUUAAAGCUGGGAAUGUGAGACUUCCUACUUUGUCAUUCCCUCCUAUCAGUCUCCCUGGAAACUUCAUUGUAGCUACAUUUACAGGUCCUGGUACUUACACCGUCAGUCCUGACAACACAAUGUACAUUAACGGAGCAGGCAUUUUACAAUGGAUUCAAGGUGGCCCCAAUACUCCUACUGUGACAGCAGCUCCAACUUCUGCCACUGCUCAAGCAUCUGCCCAAGGUUUGACAACAACGAUUGGCGGUACCACUUUCAGCUUUCCUUUCAAUAUUCCUGGAUUCUAUGGUCCUGGUGUCUACAUUCUCUCUGUAGGCAACGUUGUUCAAGUAAAUGCUGAUGGUGCCCACUCAUUCAUCUCUGGAUCUGCUCCUGUCAUCACCAAGGCAGCCACAAAACUCAUGAUGGCAGCCUUACCUAGUCAACAAGUGUCAGCAUCUCAAUCACAAUCUGCCCCAAGUGAAGGAUUUGUACUUCCGGGCUUCUCUUUUUCUGCGUUUUCUCGAAGAGCUGCACCAUCAAACCAUUAUCACGAUUCAUCAUUUAGCAACGGCGCAUCAUUAAGCUUUCAUCAAGACGCAGCAAGCGAAUCCCAAUCCGCAGGAUUCUUGGAUCAUAUUCUUGCUCUUUUUUAG
This is a messenger RNA of Mucor velutinosus, 2589 nucleotides long. RefSeq lists its product as uncharacterized. The transcript is spliced from 3 exons. NCBI's taxonomy places the organism in Eukaryota, Fungi, Mucoromycota, Mucoromycetes, Mucorales, Mucoraceae. The record is from RefSeq and is a predicted model, not a curated record. Bases 1 to 2589 code for a protein of 862 amino acids.